Molecule: messenger RNA, 591 nt
Organism: Tuber melanosporum (Perigord truffle)
Lineage: Eukaryota; Fungi; Ascomycota; Pezizomycetes; Pezizales; Tuberaceae
Exons: 6
Coding region: 1-591 (196 amino acids)
Biological process (GO): regulation of cell shape; small GTPase-mediated signal transduction; actin filament organization
Cellular component (GO): cytoplasmic vesicle; cell cortex; cell projection
Molecular function (GO): protein kinase binding; GTP binding; GTPase activity
Source: RefSeq, a predicted model, not a curated record
AUGGCAGCUGCGACAAAGUCUCUUAAGUGUGUGGUUACUGGUGACGGAGCAGUCGGAAAGACUUGCCUCCUCAUUAGUUAUACUACCAAUGCUUUUCCUGGGGAAUAUAUCCCUACUGUCUUCGAUAAUUAUUCCGCCAACGUCAUGGUCGAUGGAAAACCUAUUAGCUUGGGUCUUUGGGAUACUGCGGGCCAGGAAGAUUAUGACCGUCUGCGACCUCUCUCUUAUCCUCAGACCGAUGUUUUCCUGGUUUGCUUCAGUAUCGUGAGCCCUCCUUCUUUCGACAACGUUUUAUCGAAGUGGUACCCGGAAAUUUCCCACCAUGCUCCCAACAUUCCCAUUAUCCUGGUUGGUACUAAGCUUGAUUUGCGUGACGACCCCAAGACUGUUCAGGGGCUUCGUGAGAAGCGCAUGGGACCCAUCAGUUACCCUCAGGGAAUCCAGAGAGCCAAGGAGAUCAACGCUGUUAGAUAUCUCGAGUGCUCUGCUCUUACACAGAAAGGUCUGAAAAAUGUUUUUGAUGAAGCAAUUAGGGCCGUUCUUAUGCCCGCGGCGAAGACAAGUAAGAAGAAAGGAUGCAUCAUCCUAUAA